Molecule: messenger RNA, 4041 nt
Organism: Gallus gallus (chicken)
Lineage: Eukaryota; Metazoa; Chordata; Aves; Galliformes; Phasianidae
Gene: PIK3AP1
Product: phosphoinositide-3-kinase adaptor protein 1
Exons: 17
Coding region: 1703-3601 (632 amino acids)
Biological process (GO): signal transduction
Cellular component (GO): cytosol
Molecular function (GO): signaling receptor binding; phosphatidylinositol 3-kinase regulatory subunit binding
Source: RefSeq, a predicted model, not a curated record
GGUCUCCGGACGGGCCGAGGAAGUGACCGCGGGACGGACGCCGCGGUGCGCUGCCGCCAGCCCCGGACCAUGACGGCCUCCGGUAGGUGCCGCGGCCGCUCCGUGGGGACCGGGGGGAAGCGGCGGGGGUCCGUCGAGGACGGUGGGGGAAGCGCCAGGUGCCGCUGCGCGUAGCGGUAGCGGAGCGCGGAGCUGCCCCUGCCGCAGCCCGCCCCGCAGGUAGAAGGGGAAGAGGAAAGGAGAGUGCCUCCCGGAGCCCUGGGUCGCACAGGCGGCGCUGCGCUCGCUCGGAGGCAGCUAACAGAAGGUGACGGUCGCCGCGAUUUCUACCCCGUCUUGCUCUGCUUGUCUUGUGGUCGCCGGCGGAGUUGUGCUACUGAGGGAGAGUGUUCAGCCGAAUAACCUGGCCCUGCCACGCACCGGUCGCCUCGGUGGUAUCCUGCGAUGUUUUGUAGAGAAGGCAGCUCUUCCUCAAUGUUGCUUUAUUCCCCACCAUUUGCACGCUCCCUCUUUGGGGUACGGUUUGGUGCCUUUUGCCACAGUGACUCCGGUCACAAGGUGUGCUGGGUUGCCGUCUGUCUUAGCCGACAUGUGCGGAUAAAACCGAUUAAAGUACACCAGCAAACUCCAGAGGGAGAUGGGGUUAACCCAAAUUGUGUAAGUUCACAAGUGCCCACUCUGCAAGUUCCCCCUUUGUGGGGAAGUGUAUGCGUCCUCUCUAAAAAAGGGAAAAUGUGCCGUUCUCAGAGUGAAGUAACGGCAGCAUUUCACUGACGCGUAUCUCCUUGUGAUGUAAAAUCAGCUACACGGGGACCUCUGGAGACCUGUGGGCAAAACUGCUUUUGUCCUUAAAGAGAGAUGGUUUCACAAAGACUCCUAAAAGUAGAACGACUGUAAAUUCACCUAUCAUAAUGCAAAUUUCUUGUAAAGAAAACUCCAGUGAUAGGAAAAAAAUUGUAUCUAGUUUGGUUCUGUUUCCUCUUGCUUGUUUGAAUCAUGCUGAAGUGGAAGAUUUCUAUUCUGGUCAAAGUGAGAGGUGUCGGUAGCCUGUUAAUAAUUAUUGCAUGUGACCACUGUUGCUUUGUCAUGCAUUCCAGCUAGGCAAAGAACACAUUCCUCAUACAUGACUUAAAUACACGCACUGUAGGCACCAGUAUAUGAAAGUUACUUCUUUCAGUGGCCCACCAGCAGCUUCUAACAUCCCUUGGAAGGAACCCAUGGGGGAUAUGAUGUGCUGAUUCUGUAUGCAAGUGACGCUGCUGAGUGGUGUCAGUACCUUCAGAACCUCUUCCUCUCUACUCGGCACAUCCGAAAGCAUCACAUUCAGAGCUACCAGCUGGAGGGCGAGUCUGCCAUCUCUGACCAAGAGCUGGACCUUUUCAACAGAAGUCGGAGCAUCAUCAUUUUGCUAUCUGCUGAGCUGGUGCAGAACUUUUAUUGCCCUCCUGUCCUGCAAAGUCUUCAGGAAGCUUUAUGGCCCCCACACAAAGUAGUCAAGCUGUUCUGCGGUGUUACAGAUUGUGAUGACUAUUUGACCUUUUUCAAGGACUGGUAUCAGUGGCAAGAACUCACGUAUGAUGAUGAGCCUGAUGCUUACCUAGAAGCUGUCAAGAAGGCUAUUUCAGAAGACUCAGGCUGCGAUUCUGUAACUGAUACAGAAACAGAAGACGAGAAAACCUCAGUUUACUCCUGUCAACUUGCCAUGAAUGAAGAGCAUGAAUCAUCCAAGAGCACUGGGGAGCAUCUGGUGGUGCAGCCUGAUCACAUACGCUGUGGGGUACAGACCACUGUUUAUAUUAUCAUGAAAUGUAGACUGGAUGACAAAGUGAAAACUGAAGUUGAAUUCUCUCCAGAGAACUCAUCAUCUGUGCGUGUGCUGGCUGAGUUGGAGAAUGAAUACACAAUAUCUGUGGAGGCUCCAAAUUUAACUUCUGGAACAGUGCCUCUGCAGAUAUAUUCAGGGGACUUGAUGGUGGGAGAAACGAGUGUCACCUAUCAUACUGACAUGGAGGAAAUCAGCAGUCUGUUGGCUAAUGCAGCCAACCCAGUACAGUUCAUGUGCCAGGCCUUUAAAAUUGUGCCAUACAGCAUAGAAGCACUGGACAAACUGUUGACUGAGUCACUGAAGAAGAACAUUCCUGCCAGUGGCUUACACUUGUUUGGAAUCAACCAGCUGGAAGAAGAUGAUAUGACAACAAAUCAGAGGGAUGAGGAGUUGCCAACGCUGCUUCACUUUUCUGCAAGAUAUGGGCUGAAAAACCUAACUGCUUUGCUGCUGACAUGCCCUGGAGCACUGCAAGCCUACAGUGUAGCCAACAAAUACGGUCACUAUCCAAACACGAUAGCAGAAAAGCAUGGCUUUAAGGACCUCCGGCAAUUCAUUGAUGAAUACGUGGAAACUGCAGAUAUGCUGAAGAGUCACAUUAAGGAAGAGCUGAUGCAAGGCGAAGAGGAUGAGUCUGUUUAUGAGUCCAUGGCUCAUCUUUCUACUGAUCUGUUAAUGAAAUGUUCGUUAAAUCCAGGUUCUGAUGAAGAGCUUUAUGAAUCUAUGGCUGGAUUUGUCCCUGGUGCCCCAGAAGACCUUUAUGUAGAAAUGCUUCAGUCCAAGCCAGAUACUCCAAUUUCUGGAGAUGAAAUCUCUCUAACUGUGAAAGACUCGAUGCUCCGCAAGUUUUUAGAAGGUGGUAGCACGGAUGCACCAGAUUCUGGGGAAGGAGUUUCCCAGCAGUAUGGUGAAGACCUAUAUUACUCAGUGGAAAAAGAUACUUUUCCACAAGAGAUGGCUAGUAGACCUCCAGUUCCUGUUCCAAGACCAGAAUCCAGCUCUCCGCAGCCAGACAAUGAGUUGUACAUCUCCAAAGUUUUUGCACAGAAAGCUCAAAGACCUGAGAAUCUCUAUGUCCCUAGAGGAAAGGUGAGGAAAGAGACGAUAGUUAGGCCUGUUAGAGACCUGUCUCAAUCAAGUAUAUACGAUCCAUUUGCUGGAAUGAAAACCCCAGGUCAGCGGCAGCUGAUCACAUUACAAGAACAAGUGAAAAUGGGCAUACUCAACGUUGAUGAAGCUGUACUUCACUUUAAGGAGUGGCAGCUGAACCAGAAGAAGAGAUCAGAAUCAUUCCGUUUCCAGCAGGAAAACCUGAAACGGCUACGAGACAGCAUAACCAGGAGGCAAAUGGAGAAGCAAAAAUCAGGGAAAAGUGCAGAUCUGGAAAUUACAGUACCCAUACGACGUUCUCAUAAUACUUUGGGGAAACCAGAAUGUGGCAUAUAUGAAUAUGCCCCGAGGAAAAACAUAUUCCCACCAAAAAAGGAGCUAAAGCGAGGAGACUGGAAAACAGAAAGCACAUCCAGCACAACAAGCAGUGCAAGCAACCGCUCCAGCACUCGGAGCAUAUUGAGUGUCAGCAGCGGGAUGGAAGGAGACAGUGAGGACAAUGAAGUCUCAGAAGCAAGCAGAAGCCGCAGCCCUAUCCCCAGCCAAGCAGAGAGGCUGCCUCUCCCCCUGCCUGAAAGGCCUCCCAGAGUGCCCCCUCGAGGUGCAAGCAGGCCUGUGAACUGUGAAGGCUUUUAUCCUCCACCUGUGCCCCCCAGAGGUCGCUGAAUCUCACAAUGCCUGUGGAAUAUGAGAUUUUUCUAUAUAUAUGUGUGUGUGUUUGUACAGAUAUUUUUGGGUUGUCUUAAAUUAUUUAUAAGUGGGAGCUGAAUUUUUUUAUAUCUUCUUCCCUAAAGCUCUGGUAGCUCUGCCCAUGGUUUUCACUGAGAUUUUUUGGUCUACUGUAGCUUUUUUGUUUGGAAGAAUUUCGGUGCUUUGAGGGAGAAAUCAUGGUUGAAAAGGAGAAUGCUGAUACAUCUUGGCAGCCCUGCACCAACAUGGGGUUUCCGCUUGAUGAAGAAAGAAGUCAUCCUCUUAGAAAUUAAAUCCUGAUAAGCAUUGUCAACAAAAGUUUCAGUACGAUGUACAAGGGCUUCACUGGAAAACAGACUUGAAAAAGAAAAACAAAACAAAUUAAAUGCUUUGUUUGAAGAAUUCUCAUUACAGCA